ACGUCUGUCAGGCUAUCUCCCAGCAGUGGUCUGGCGGACCUGCUCAUGGUUGACCACCCACCUCAUCCUGGCGCUUCCCCAGGCAGCAGUUCGGAGCUCAUUGCUGGGUUUGCUGACUUCUCUUCCCCCGCAGCUUCUGCUAGCCUCCCAUCCAACAUGGGUGCUGCAACACCAAAUGGGAAUGGAGAGUUUGGGGAUUGGAAUGCAUUUUCUACCCCACCAUCAUCUGCCACAGCUUCGUCUCAGCCUUCCACUGACCUGUUUGGCAGCGUCCAAUCAGCCACAGCCCCUGGACACGAUGCUGUUCCACCCUCUGCUGAGCUUUUUGACCUCAUGGGCGGGACAAACAAUUCACUGACCAAUCAGCAUGCAACGAUGUGCACGUCUCAGAGCUUGACUUUCUCUCUUGGGGGGACAACUGUUUCCAUGCCAACGAUGCCACUCUCCCGCUCCCAGCAGAGCAUGGGGGGUCUGGUGUCCCAGGGGCCAAUUGGGCCGCAGCAGAAGUUGGGGGCCGGAGGUCAGACGCCGUUGGGGUCCACCUGGUCUGAUCCCUCCGUCAACAUCAGCCUCGACUUCCUGUCGUCUGGCCUCAACUCCAAGACGCCCCCCACUCUCAACAAUAUCAUCCAGCAACAAGGCCUGCCUCCAGUCAAUCUGCUGCCCCAGAACUUUGGGGGGCUAAACCUCAGCUCCCUGCCCCCGGCCACCCCACUCAGAACAGCCAAUCCUAUGAUGGCCAGCAAUGCCAUGGGCAUGCCUGCAUCCAUGGCAACGGGGACCAUGGGAAUGGGCAUGAGUGGAAUCCCAGUGAGCCAAGGCAUCAUGGGGAUGAACAUGAGCAUGAACAUGGGCCUGACGGCUCCGGUGAUGAUGGGCAGCAUGUCUGGCCUGGGCAUGCCUGCCGCGGGGAUGCCCGCCUUGGGCCUGGCUCACGCCAUCGCCCCGGUCAUGGUGCCACCCAAACAAGAUGCCUUCGGUAACUUUGGCAACUUUGACUUCGGAAAAUGAAGAAGUUCUCUCAUGAAUGCAUGUCUGACUCUGAGGUGUGUAUGUGAAAGAGAGGGGUGAAGACGAGAUAAAGACUAGGAGAUAACAGGAGGACUUCCUGAAGAACAGCGUUAAGGGUUUCCCAUCUGGCUCUUGUUUCUCAGGAUUCCAGUUGUUGGUCGGCAUGUUUUGGACUAAUGAAGGGGGGGAAGGGGGUGCAUUUUUUGCUGUUGGGGCGUAAAACGGCUCUGCUCGUCAACUAUGAAGUGUAAGUGCGCCGGUUGACCACUAGAGGGACAAAUAGGUGUAUCACGUAUGAAGUGUUAUGGUGUUGUUUUCUUGAGACCAAUUUAAUUGCCCAUUUAUUAUAUAAUGGAUAUUUAACGAAAACAGAUCUGCACUGUCACAUCACCUCAUUUUAUUUUUGUUUAGAAAUUAUUUUCCACGUGUAGCAUUUGGAUGUGCUAUAGCCUACCAUGGCCUUUUUCUUUUGACCAUGAAAACUAAAGUGUAUCCAAGAAAGUGAAAUAUCCUACUGCUUACCUGGGGAUAAGGAUUAGUUCUGACCCCUAUAUCUUUUAUAAAGAGCGUCCCCUCCUCAAACCUUGGACACUUGUACACGGUGUAAGGGCUGAAGGGAGUGUCAUCAGUAUUUGGAUCAUGCCACUGAUCCUCAGGUCCUUAAGAACGCUAUUCCAUGUAAUUUUGAAUUAAGCUAUAGUAUGUUUUUACUAUACACAAAAUGUUUGCUAAAAGUAGUUUGAGUUUGUUCAAUCUUAGCCUAUAGUUUAAAUGUAAACUUUUCCCCUCAUAAAUAAUGGCAGAGCAACAUAAUCACAGCCCACACCAAACUUUUUCAAUGGUACACUGAGCAUCUUAGAUUCAUACCAAGCAAAAAUCUUUAGAACAGUCAACCAUGUCAAAACUUGGGUCACUUUUUGUUGCUAGCAGGUGUGUGUGUGUGUGUGUGUGUGUGUGUGUGUGUGUGUGUGUGUGUGUGUGUGUGUGUGUGUGUGUGUGUGUGUGUGUGUGUGGUGUGUGUGUGUGUGUGUGUGUGUGUGUGUGUGGAGAGAUGCAAAGAAGAGCCUGAUGGUUCUGCACUCCAAUGACCAAAUCUUUAUUUUACUAAAGGCCUAACGUUACUCAGAGGGAUCGUUAUUUGUUCCACAGCUGUUUGUCUUCAUUGUCUCGCAGGUUAUGUUUGUAUACUUGAAAGCUACUAAAAUACUUUGUAUUAAACUGUGAAUGAUAGAAUAACUCACCCUUUUCCUUUGCAGUCCAUUAAUUUGAUUGAAACCAACCUGUAUCUCUGUAGCCUACUUCUCGGCAGCUCAUUAAAUUAUAUUAUUUAAAACAUCCUAU
Molecule: messenger RNA, 2352 nt
Organism: Gadus morhua (Atlantic cod)
Lineage: Eukaryota; Metazoa; Chordata; Actinopteri; Gadiformes; Gadidae
Product: clathrin interactor 1
Biological process (GO): endocytosis
Cellular component (GO): clathrin vesicle coat; plasma membrane; endosome
Molecular function (GO): clathrin binding; phospholipid binding
Source: RefSeq, a predicted model, not a curated record